Molecule: messenger RNA, 2392 nt
Organism: Argiope bruennichi
Lineage: Eukaryota; Metazoa; Arthropoda; Arachnida; Araneae; Araneidae
Product: TNF receptor-associated factor 6-like
Exons: 11
Coding region: 185-1267 (360 amino acids)
Biological process (GO): positive regulation of JNK cascade; regulation of canonical NF-kappaB signal transduction
Cellular component (GO): plasma membrane signaling receptor complex
Molecular function (GO): zinc ion binding
Source: RefSeq, a predicted model, not a curated record
UAGGGAGGAAAGGGGAAAAACGCAGCCACUUGUUGCUCCAGCCGGUUUGCUUUCGAAAUGUGUUGUCAAAUACGCCAUCGCGGCCGACGGAAGAAGGCAGUCGAUUCGAAACCGUUGCGUAACAUGCAUGAAAGUUAAAUUGUUUGCAGCGUUCCCGAUUGACGUGCGCAAAUAGUGCUCACAGAUGGCCAUGAUGGACGAUGCCGUCCAGUUGGAGAAUAUGGAAUUCGUGCAAUCAUGCCCCGCUCAGUUCCGAUGCCGGCGCUGCAGUGGUCUGGACUCUUCCCUCCAGAGAGCGCGCUGUGGACAUGGGUUCUGCAUGCGAUGCGUUAACAUGGUGCGGGCCGCCCGAUUCCAGUGUCCAGUUGACUCCAGGUCCGUCGAGAAGAAAGAGCUCGUCGUCGAUAAGGAGAUAAAAGAUAAAAUCUUGGAGUUGGACGUUUACUGCUUGCAGAAGAAAAGGGGAUGCAAGAAGACCCUGCUUCUUAAAGAGCUAGAGACCCACCUGGAGAGCUGCGGCUACGUGCCCGUAUCCUGUCCGUGCAGCUGCGGUCUGCAGGUGACCAAAAGGGACCUGGCAAAGCAUCUCACCUCUACGUGCGACCGCAGACUCGUCCCUUGCCCUUUCUGCCAAGAAGAUGUCGUCUUCAAAGAUAUGGAGGAUCACGAAGAAGUGUGCGGCAAGAGACCCGUCGUUUGUCCUCACUGCAAGGCCGAAGUCAAGAGAGAGCAGCUUCCAUCCCACGAGAACUGCUGUCCGAUGAAGCCGAGAUCCUGCUUGCUGUCGGAAGCUGGAUGCCAUUUCAAGGGAACAGCCGAAGAACUCGAAGAACAUUCGAGUGAUGUUCAGAGCCAUUUGAAAGUGAUUGCUGAAUCUAUGAUCGAAAGUCGAUUGAAUAUAAAGAACCUCGAAAUAAAAAUUCAAGAAACAGAAUCAGAAAACACAAAGUUAAAGGAACAGUUACAGGACCUUUAUCCUGUCUUGGGUACAGUCAAAAGUCUUGAUAGAACUGUCACGUUAUUGUUAGAAAAAGUAAAGAAACUGGAAAUAGCGGAGCAGACCGUGGAAGAAAUGAAUGAAACGCUCACCAGAUUGAGAGAGUACAUGCAACGAGUCCAACCUGCAGUAGUCCAGGACCACAAAUCGAUAUCGCCGCAAGGCACCAAGUCACCGGAAGCCAAAUCGCCUCCUCGAGGCCUCUUCAAUCCCAACACAUCUUUCGAGGACCACAAACCCAAACAUGCCGCACCCCCCACAGAUCUGUGAGUUGAUAGAAGUUGUUGCUCUGGCAGAGGACGGCAAAUAAUCAUUAAAAAUUUAGAUAGAAGCAUUUCAAAGUUCCAUUCUCUGGAUCUUCGAAUUAUUCUAAGACUCUUCCAGAACUGCACGUGUGACUGAUUUUCGUUACUGCUAGGGGACUUUCGGUUUGCGCUAUAACCCUAUCGGCAAGGUGCUUUGAAUUUGGAUUCUUCCUGCGUGAAUCUUUCCUGCCUAUCUUCAGAGCUUCUUCAGGACAUAUAUAAGAACCGAGGCUAUUUUUCGUUACCAUCGGCAACAGCUUCGAAUAUUCUUAGCAGUCCAAUCGCUUGAAGGAUGCCACAGAGACCAAAAAGUAUCAUUGUUCUUUCGUGGAUGCAGAAAAGGUUACGAGUACACUAUAUCUGUCUAAUCGGACGCAAAAGACCAACACGUCCGGAUUAUGUGCUGGUAUUUCAUCAUUAUUAUUAUUUAAGAUAGAGUUCGAACUUAUUCCGAUUUUACAAAAUAUCUUCAACUUCUGAGAUGCUUAUAUAACAGCAAGAAAUGAUUUUGAAAAACCAGACACUUUUCAUGUACUGAUUCUUGUAUUUAAAAUGUUUAAUACAACAGUCGUAGAUUGUUUUAUAAUUGUGUCAAUGUGCGGACGGAGAAAAAAGAAAUUCAGUUUAAUAUCAUGUGAACUAACGGAUUAGAUGCCCAUUGACAAACACCUCCCAGCCAGCUAGUAGAAGACGAAGAAAGAGACAAACAUUUCUACUAGAAUUGUAUAAAAAAUCUAUUUAUUUUCAUAUAUAAAAGUCAACUCUACUCAAAAAAUGUAAAAAGCUCAGAAACACAGUGUAUUAGAACACAAGAGUAUCCGAGUUUUGUUCUUUUUGGUAUGGUGGAAAUGACUUUUCUGUACAUACAAAAAAAAAUCUGAAUAAGAAUGGGAUGACAAUACAUCCCAUUUAAUGCAAAAUAAAAGCAUGAAGAGUUUCAAACAUGUUUCAACACAACAAAGAAUUUCUAUUCCAAUUUUUUAAAAAUAUCCAUCAUGCAACAUUAGCAGCAGCAAUAACUCAUGAAUAGAAAGCAGAUAAGCCUGUACUUUCUUUUUAUAAAUAAAUAUGCUUUUUGAUUUUCUAUACA